Messenger RNA from Pseudo-nitzschia multistriata, 975 nucleotides. The record is from the annotation of a GenBank genome assembly. Lineage: Eukaryota; Bacillariophyta; Bacillariophyceae; Bacillariales; Bacillariaceae.
UGCGAUCGAUCUCGUCGGGGGCACCCCAACAGCAACAAACAAACACAGCAGUCGAGUCGAGCGACCAUCGCCAUCCCCAACAGCAGCAGCGGCGUCCCACCGGCAGCAGGAGAGGGCGGUCCCGGAUUCGAGCCGACCGAACACAGAAACAGGCAGGCAGGCAGGUCGUUGCGUUUCGCUUCGCUUCGUUUCGUUCUCUGGCGGAAUUAAGACGAGCGCCAUCCGCAUCAACGCAACGCAACGCACGAGCAGCUCGAAGAGAAGGCGGAGGCAUGAGCAGCCACGGCCGUUCCCGCGCCUCCGGCGGGCACGACCGGCGCCACCGCUACGGUGACCACGAAACCGACGAACACCGCAGCGAAACCGCGGAGCGGUACCGGGAGCGGAACCGGCGGGCCGACCGGUUGCACCGCGAGCGCGAAAGAGAACGGCCGGGGAACCGCGAAAGCCGCCACCGCAACGACGACGACGACGACGACGACCGCGAGGCCAAGAAGCGGAGGCUCGCCGCCGACCGGGAGGAGCGCAUGGCCCGGCUCCGGGACCAGCUCCGGAAGGAGGACGAGACCCUGGCGGAGCUGGACCGCAAGCAGGCCGAAACCGAGGGAGGGGCCGCCGGAUCCAAGACCAGCGGGCCGACCGAGGCCGUGGUCGAGGUSCGCCCGGGGGACCUCGAGGGGCUGGACGAGGAGGAGCAGAUGAGGAAACUCCUGGGCUUUGACGGCUUUGGGUCGACCAAGGGAGAGGCGGUGGAGGACAACCACUCCACGGCCGCGAGGGGAGGGGCGGCCAAGAACAAGGCGAGAAAGUACCGGCAAUACAUGAACCGAAAGAGCGGUUUCAACCGGCCGCUGGAAAAGAUGAACUGAGCCGGCCGGAGCUACCGGUGCGGGGCAGCGGUGGCGCCCGUGGACGACACUCGGCGGAUGCCCACCAAUCCGAGGCARCACUCUGUCAGUAUAACAUUUCCGCUUA